This is a messenger RNA of Pseudo-nitzschia multistriata, 1506 nucleotides long. The record is from the annotation of a GenBank genome assembly. Lineage: Eukaryota; Bacillariophyta; Bacillariophyceae; Bacillariales; Bacillariaceae.
GCAACAACACUUUCAAAUUCUGAGCUCCUUACAAUAAUCAAGUAUAGCUCUGUGAGGAUAGUGCUUCGUUUUGUUACUUAGGAACUCUAAGAUGGAUAUUCAAUCUCACUACGAAUCCAACGGUUCAGGUCCCGAGGAGGUUGCGGAUCGUCUCGCCGAUAACGGCCGUCGAUAUUCCCAAUUCCUUGCACAAAGCCUCAACAACAAGGCGUCAAUUCAGAUCUCCAACGGAAAUUAUGACGAGGCUAUUUCCGAUUUAUCGUAUGCCCUAGACCUUUCGACAUCGGAUCUAAAUGAGAAUGGGGAAACAUCUAUGUGUCCCUUCCAAGAAUUCAGUCUCGGAUCUUUCCUCAUGGUCGCACUGGAAAAAGAGSAAGAACAACACUUCUGUCUCGAUGUCGAUCGUCCUGCCGACAUUCAACAACCAGAAAGAUCAAGCUUCUGCAGCGAAAAUACUGAUCGCAACUAUGAGGACCUCGAUGAUUGCGUAACAAUGGAAGACAACGACGAAAGUACAUUCGUUGGUUUCGACGCUGCUACCAGCAACAUGAUUGAAAGUGGCGGCAGCCACCGCAAUCAAAGAUCAUCCCCCCUUUCUCGGGACAAAGCGCAAGAGUUGAUUUCUUUGAAGAGUAAUGAAGACAACGAACACAAAGAAGGAUUCAUCUACUCCUGUCCACUUUGUGUGAAUUCGCGGUGCAUCGCGGAAGGACAUAAUCUGGGAUUAGUACUGCCGGUAAUGAUAUUGUUCAACAUCGCAAUCGCCCACCACCUGAAGGCCAUCAGCUUAUCAAAAAUAGCUACCGCCGGUAGCACUACUGCCAUGGAAAGUUUCGAGAUGAUGCAGCAAGCCUCCAAGUUCUAUCAUCUCGCCUACGAACUGCAAAGAAAGAAGACUCUUCGGCGACAACAACACACAAAACGCAACAGCGACUGUUGGAACGAGGAGCACGUCUCGAUGCGAUUCAUGAUGCUCAUCACGAACAACCUCGGUCAGAUUCAUCGAUUUACGGGCAACCCCCACAAACAAACCAUGUGCUUGCAACACCUGUUGGGUGCGAUGUUGUACAUGUUUCACAAUUGCGACCGGACUGUUCUUACGCAGAAAGAACUGGACAGAUUUUUCGACAAUCUGGCCCCAGUGUUGGGGACAAAACGGUGCGCUCCUGCUGCGUAACAGAGGAAGUAGUCGAACAACCAUGAUGUAAUGAUUAUGGAUCAGUUAUGGAUCAAAAUUAGAUGCAUUCUCAGUAAUACAGUACGCACUUCUUUUUCAGCGAAUUGCAUACCCAAUUGAAGAAUCAAUUACUUCGUAAGCCAUUAUAAAUCUCCAAGGCAUGGAUACAAAGAAGAAUAUACAUGCUGGCUUGGUCGCACCUAAACAUUCUGUUUCAGACAUGACUGAAUGUUGAUUAUAUAGCAUCGUCCAUUCCCACUUUGCGUGCGCACGGCGCGAGACACCAGGUCGGGACCGAUCGUUACGAGUAAUAAUUGAGAAUCUCAAUG